This is a messenger RNA of Staurois parvus, 331 nucleotides long. NCBI's taxonomy places the organism in Eukaryota, Metazoa, Chordata, Amphibia, Anura, Ranidae. The record is from the annotation of a GenBank genome assembly.
AUUGGCAGAGAGAGGUGGAGGACAUUGAAUGGAGGCCAGUGGAGGGAUUGGCAGAGAGGGGUGGAGGACACUGAGUGGAGGCCAGUGGAGGGAUUGGCAGAGGGGGGUGGAGGACAGGGGUGGAGGACACUGAAUGGAGGCCAGUGGAGGGAUUGGCAGAGAGGGGUGGAGGACACUGAAUGGAGGCCAGUGGAGGGAUUGGCAGAGAGGAUUGGAGGACACUGAAUGGAGGCCAGUGGAGGGAUUGGCAGAGAGGAUUGGAGGACACUGAAUGGAGGCCAGUGGAGGGAUUGGCAGAGAGGGGUGGAGGACACUGAAUGGAGGCCAGUGG